This is a messenger RNA of Echinops telfairi (small Madagascar hedgehog), 7486 nucleotides long. RefSeq names its product collagen type XXV alpha 1 chain (gene COL25A1). The transcript is spliced from 39 exons. Lineage: Eukaryota; Metazoa; Chordata; Mammalia; Afrosoricida; Tenrecidae. Bases 289 to 2376 code for a protein of 695 amino acids. The record is from RefSeq and is a predicted model, not a curated record.
CGCUCUCGGAAGGUGUCUGAGCUCGGGGGAGCGCGAGGGCCAGCCUUUCACGCCCCUGCCACCCAGUCCCCGGGCCGCCUCCCCGCAGCCGGGACGAGGCGAGACAGCCUGCGGAGGGUGGUCCACGAAACCGGGGGUCUCCCUCCUCGCGCCGCCAACUAGUUGCGCAGCCACAGUGACUGAACUUUGGAGGAGCCAUCCUUUUUUCUUGCUUAAAAAAAGAGAACAGAAAAAAGUGGCAGAGGGUGGGAGACGCAGCCGAGGCGGCCGACCCACCCCUCCACCACGAUGCUGGUGAAGAAGCACGCAGGGAAAGGAGGCAGCCGCGAGCCGAGCCCCCUGGACCGGAGCCCCGCGGCGCAGCGAUGUGCCCGGACCUGGCCCCCGGGUGCUACCCUGGCGGCCCUCCUGUCAGUGGUGGCCGUGGGGUCCUGCCUGUACCUAGGGGUGAAGACCAACGAUCUCCAGGCCAGGAUCGCCGCCCUGGAAUCCGCCAAAGGCGACCCUUCCUUCCGUCUGCUGCCAGAUUCACUGGACCAGCUCAAGGCGAUGGUGCAAGAGAAAGUGGAGGGACUUCUCGCUCAGAAAUCCUAUGAACAUAUGGCUAAAAUCAGAAUCGCAAGAGACAUACCCUCAGAAUGCAACUGCCCAGCAGGCCCUCCAGGGAAACGAGGGAAGAGGGGCCGAAGAGGAGAAUCCGGUCCUCCUGGACAGCCUGGUCCUCAGGGUCCUCCUGGUCCAAAAGGUGAUAAGGGAGAACAAGGUGACCAGGGACCGCGGAUGGUGUUUCCUAAAAUCAAUCAUGGGUUUCUCUCUGCUGAUCAGCAGCUCAUUAAACGCCGCUUGAUUAAGGGUGACCAAGGACAGGCGGGACCUCCGGGACCACCAGGCCCACCAGGCCCCAGAGGUCCGCCUGGGGACACAGGGAAAGAUGGCCCCCGUGGAAUGCCAGGCGUGCCCGGUGAGCCAGGGAAACCAGGAGAAGAAGGCUUAAUGGGUCCUCUGGGUGCUCCUGGACAAAAGGGUUCUGUUGGAGCGCCUGGCAUUCCUGGGAUGAACGGGCAAAAGGGUGAGCCUGGACUUCCUGGAGCAGUAGGACAAAGCGGAACGCCAGGAUCAAGGGGAGAACCUGGAGAACGAGGAGAAAAGGGAGAUGCUGGAGAAAAUGGCCCCAAAGGUGACACGGGCGCAAAGGGCGAUCCUGGGUCAUCUGCUGCUGGCAUUAAGGGUGAACCUGGCGAAUCUGGUCGUCCGGGACAAAAGGGUGAACCAGGGCUUCCGGGCCUUCCUGGACUGCCGGGGAUAAAGGGAGAACCAGGCUUCAUUGGUCCUCAAGGGGAACCAGGCUUACCAGGACUGCCGGGAACAAAGGGUGAACGCGGGGCGGCUGGGCCUCCAGGAAGAGGCGAGCGGGGAGAACCGGGCAUCCCUGGACCCAAGGGGAAGCAAGGUGAAUCAGGAACUAGAGGCCCAAAGGGGUCCAAGGGUGAUCGUGGAGACAAAGGGGACUCUGGCACCCUGGGACCAAGGGGUCCACCUGGUCCAAAGGGGGAUCAAGGAGCCACCGAGAUCAUAGACUACAAUGGCAAUCUCCACGAAGCCUUGCAGAGGAUUACCACCUUAACUGUCACGGGUCCCCCUGGGCCUCCAGGACCUCAAGGACUUCAAGGGCCAAAGGGAGAACCAGGAUCUCCGGGAAUCCCAGGUGUUGAUGGAGAGCAGGGCUUCAAAGGCUCAAAGGGAGACAUGGGAGACCCAGGUAUGCCGGGUGAGAAAGGAGGAAUUGGACUUCCUGGAUUACCGGGUGCCAACGGAAUGAAGGGGGGGAAAGGAGACUCCGGAUUCCCUGGUCCUCAAGGUCCUUCCAUCAUAGGCCCACCGGGCCCACCAGGUCCCCACGGCCCACCAGGCCCCAUGGGACCCCAUGGACUUCCUGGACCAAAGGGAGCAUCUGGCUUAGACGGAAAGCCAGGAUCCCGGGGUACAGAUGGCCCUAUGGGACCCCAUGGCCCCGCAGGUCCCAAGGGAGAAAGAGGUGAAAAAGGAGCUUUGGGGGAGCCAGGACCCAGAGGGCCCUACGGUCUGCCUGGCAAAGAUGGAGAGCCCGGUCUUGAUGGCUUCCCUGGUCCACGUGGUGAGAAGGGCGAUCUAGGAGAAAAAGGAGAAAAGGGGGAAAAGGGAAAGAAAGGCAAAAAGGGCCCCAAAGGGGAGAAAGGAGAACAGGGUGCCCCUGGAUUAGAUGCGCCUUGCCCGUUGGGAUUCCGUGGCGUUAAGGGGGAAAAAGGGGAGCCAGGCCAGCCUGGCCUGGAUGGGCUGGAUGCCCCUUGCCAAUUGGGACCAGAUGGAUUGCCCAUGCCUGGCUGUUGGCAAAAGUGAUGUCUCUAACCUUCCAAGCAUGAAGUUGUGUAUAUAACGGUCCACCUUUUAUAUUUAUAGUUGAAAACUGAAUGGCAGAUUUGACACGUCUGAGAUAUGUUUACAUAGAGCUGCUUCUUCCUGCUCACAGUAGUCCCUUGUCCAUCAUUUCUUCAGUUACUUCAGAAAUUGGGCAGGAUAUAAAACCAGUGAGAUGCCUGCAAAAACUGUAAUAAACAAAAAAAUAGAGCUUUUUAUCUUACAUGAAGAUAUUGGUAUUUGUAUGGACAUCUCAGUGAUAGAGAGUAAUUGGGGUUCGGUGGGGUUUUUUUGUUUUUACUUCGGGCUUGCUACUUGCAUGGACAGAAAGUGCCAUGAAAUCGUUUACAUGAAAUUGUGACCAAAUACGAACUCAGAGCUACGAAAAUGCCCAGCCUACCCCCUUCGCCAUCAGUGUCGAUUCACGCCCACACCGCCCCCUGAGAUGGACUAAACAGCAUGGCUGUGUGACCAGCAUGCUUGGUGUUCAGUGUCACGGGCUAGCAUGCAGCCCGAUGAGCCCUUUGAUCCCAUCUGAACUGCAUUUCUUUUGUCGUCUCAAGGGGGUCACGCCGUGGCUCAUAGCCAAAAAGAGAUAAGGUGGCAGAAAGCACACACCCAACUGGUCUUGUAUUUUGAGGGAGUUGCAGCCCCGAUUGCGCAGCCACAGCGUCCAGUCUUGCGGGCUCACGAAGCCACCUUGAUUGAAAGGUCACGGGGCUGCUGCGACCAGUUUUCUGUGGGCGGCCCCCGCCGGAGGACACCGCAAGAGGACCUGUCCGGCAUCCUGCGGUGGACCGGUUCUUCUCGUGUGACCAAGGAGAGAAGAGGUUUACAAAUGCAAACACCCAGAGCCGCAAACUUUUCUAGCAAACGUUGAAGAUGGGUGCUUUGGGAAAAUGCAUAGGCUUACAGUACUACUUUGGGGGUAUGAGAUGCUUGAAAUGGCACCCCUGUUUUUGAAGACAUAGGACGUGCGCUUCCCCCCAAGCUCCGGUUGCCGGAGGAAUGGGAGCACGCCCUCAGAUCAGAACGGGGUCCCUGAGAACACUUCUCCUGCAGACGGUGGGGGGCUCCUCUUGCGGAGGGAAGCUGCGGGCUCAUCCUGAGAACCAGCCCAGCUCGGCCAAGGUCCGCCACGUUCCGGAAACAGGAAGCCCUUUCCUCUUCCUUGUCAUUGUUUUUAUUUUUGAGUCUCAGUAACAUCUAGAAAAGAUUUACUUCUUUGUGGGGGGUCACAUUUGAUUUGAAUACAUUUUCAAAGGAAACUCUUCAACUCAUAAUUUGUUGCCAGUAUUUUGCUAACUUCUCCCUUGUUUUGCAUAUUCGAAGGGAACACAAAGGAUUUUCUGUUCAUUCGUUACAAACAGCGGUGUUAAGGUUUGUUUUCCCCUCAGUACUUUUUGGUACACAACAAAUAUGCACGGACAUAAUGCUUAGCAGUUACCAUAGAGUCAAAGUGUGGUUACUUUUAAUAACACACGCUCAUUUCUGUACCUUGUUCUACUUACAGCUACAUUAGUCUACAUUUAGAUUUCUUUAGCUUCUUUAAAUUACAUUUCUAAAUAUUCAUUUUAUCCUCUUACGCACAGACCAAAUCUGAGAUCUCAGAAAGCUGUGAAAUAAAGUUGCCAAAAAGAGUUUUGUUUUUCACCUACUUGCUGAAAAUCUACCUAACCAGAUGAGGCUGAGCAUCUUGCUUAUUGAAAGGGGGUAGUGUGUUUUGAAUUACCCUAAGUGGAAGGGUCACCUUCAGAGCCACACGGUUGAUAUCGACUUGAAGUCAAUGAGUUUGAUUUUGGAUUUUUGGAAUUCCCGCUUUGAGAUUCCAGGAUACCUUUCUUUUUCUGCUGGUGUAAUGCCAUUUUAUGGGAAUAUUUCUGUUGUCAUGCAUAGGUUUUCACCAACAAAACAAAAAAUUGACUCACCUUUGAUUGUAAUAACAACAGUGAAGACAUGAUCGAAGGACAAGGAUCCUAAAAUCUAUAUAAUCUCAUAUUAUGUAACUAAAAGCUCAACGAUGCAAAAUGGCUUCUUUCUUCUUCCAAUUAUGUUUACAAGAUUGGGAAGGUGUUCAAACUAUUAAAUCAGUCUAAUUGGCCAUAUUUCCAGGAACAUUCCACAUUCCAAGCCAAUUUAGCAUUUCAAAUAUGACAGAGUGUUUUCUAGCAAACUCUUGUAUGACCUAGUUGAGAUUCAAUGUUUGAAAAAUUUGUCUUAAGAUGGUUUGGAAAAGAUGAACUAAAGCAAGUGGGACUACAGUCUCUUCAAGAAAACAAACCAUGAUGUCUUGAGAAAAAAUCUGGUAGCUGUAUGUCUCCUUCCCAACUGCCUUUCUACUUUUCUAGUAGAGGAGGGAUUGGGAUGGAUCACUAAGUAAAACCUGCAUGGCCUCAAACAGAAAAAAAAAGAAUACCUCAACAUCAAAAGAGAAAUAUUUCACUAAGAACAUAUAUAUAUUUUUUUCUAACAUAGCCCUGGGACAUAAACUCUUCUGAUAUGUGUAUGUCAGGUUUUUUGCUCAAUUACUGGCUUGACAAAGAUUGGUGUUUAUUCUAUGGUUAAAAGACAGUGUAAAUGUUCAUUACAUUUAUUUCCUUGGGAAAAACAAAGAUGAUGGGGCUCCUCUUUGUUCAGUGGAUUUGCUAGGUCUUACCAUUGGUAAUCUUCAAGUUUGGGUCACUAAUGAAUUGACACAUGUCCAUUUUGACAUCAAGGAUGAUAAUCCUCAAUUUCCCAGUAAACUAAUGAAUUACACUUGGAGUUAUAUAUGUUGGAUGAUAGAUGUUUUUCUUAAAAAAAUAUUUUUUUUAAUUUAUAUUACUGGACUGGGGGUUUAGAAAAAUAAAUACAUGAAAGGCACGUUGGUGAUAAGUCAAAGUCAAGUACUAUUUCUGAAAAAUUGUACUAUGAGGAUGCCAAAUUUGUAUUUUAUCUUUAAGUCGUUUUCUCUUCAUGUUGGUGCUAAUGUCUUUCCUUCCUUCUUUUCUGAAUGGACAAAGCUACUACUUGCGGACAAUUUCAUUUCUCUGUUUAAUCGCAUUCCUAACUUUUAGCAUGUGAUUUUUAUUUUGGAAAUUGAAGAAUUUGCUGUAAUUUUUAAUGACUAGUCUUUCUCCUGGAAGUUGAAGAAUUUGCUGUAAUUUUUAGUGACCAGUUUUUCUUAAUGUAAAACAGAUCUAAAGAGUUGCUGAUAAGUUCUUCCUGGGAUUAUGGGUCCCUUAUUACAUGUACAGUUCACAUCUGCCAUUAUCAACUUUCAGUCUUGUCUUUCAGCUUAGCUACUUUGAUUAAGGACAGAAAUCAGCUUUAGACAUGUCUGCACGCCCUGCACUGAGUUCCCGCUGCAUGAAGAUGCCUUGAUUUUUCUUCUAGUUUUCAUUUUUUAUUAUAAAAAAUAGUCUUUGAGGAUUUUUUUCUGGCUCACUUUAUUUUGUAGGGGAAAAAAUGAGAAUCACUUUCAUUUCUACAAAAAUGUUGUUUGUUCUUGAACUUACUGCCUGUGCAUGGUGUCCUAAUGGGACAGCAAAAAUGUAUGUAUCAUGUAGUCCAUAAUAUCCUUUGUCAACAAUAUGUAUAUAUACUUGCUAGUUUAGAUAAUGGUCAAAUCAGCAUUUCUAACCCUUUGGAAAAUUUGUUUUAGGUAUCACUUUUUUUAAUUAGAAAAAAAUUAUAUUAUUACUAUAACAUAAAAUUUAGCAUUUUUUUAUCCUUUUGUGCCCCUAUAUAUCAUGUUACACUGAACUGGAAAUACUUGCAUUUGGUGUCACAGCACCUUAAAAUAAGAGGUCAUAGGGGAAAAAGAGAUCUAUAAGGAACUUUUGAUUUUGAAACCAUUGCUUUCCCUUUUCUUAAUCAAAUUAAUAUUUUUAUAGUUGGCAUUGCCAAAAAUAGACUUGACUUCUAUCCCCCCCAAAAAAUAAACAAACAAAAACUCUGCUGUCUCUAGGAAAUCAAGUCCAUACGAACGUAGUUAUCAUCUCAAAAUAAGAGCAACUUCUUGAGAUUCUGGUGUUACAAGCACACAUCUUUAGUGGCAUGAACGUACCUGAUCAAUUAUACUUCUGCUGAGUUAUUUUUGAACAUAAGGACCUUCAGCCACUUCUUUUCAUCCCUUUUGUGAAAAUAUCUUCAUAUUGCCUCUCAUAUCUCAUAUGCCAGAGCAAUGACACCCCUCUGAAUUAAAUUUUCAGUCAAUUUUUAGGUAAUCAAAUGUUGAUUUAAAAUUUUAAUGUAAUUUCUGAUUUCUUUUUUUUAAAUGCAUAAAAUCGCCUAUGCUGCUCAUUGAAGGACCUGUCAUUUGGGGAGUAAACUCAUCAUUGAUAACUAAUACCAUUUUUUCAAAAUGUAAUGAUAUUCUCUCAUCUUAGAAAUGUUCAUUGGAUUCACAAAAGAAUGUCUUACAUAUUGUUGACAUUUAUGUGAAUAUUCUUUAUAUUGUUGUAAAUGUUCCAUGCAACAUAAUGACAUUUUUUAAGGAUGUAUGUAUCUGAUUUACUUUAAGAUGUAUGUAUCUGAUUUUCUUUUAGAAAAUAUAUUUUUAUUUGUAUUUCUUACAUUUUAAGAUUCAUCUCUAUGUGCAGCUAUUUUUAUAUUUCAGAAAAGAUCACAUACAUACAAGAGAAAAGUACCAAAAAAAUAUUUUGGCAAACAUGCACUGCUUUUUUUUAAUGUUUUUUAUGCCAGUCUUAUUUGUAAUUGGUUAUCCUAAGAAUAUGUUGUGUCUUAUUCGCUGUAAAUAUGACACAAACCUGGUUUUUCCAAUAGUGUAAGUAACUGAAAUAUUGAAUUCUCCCUGUUUGAUUUCUUGUUUCAAUUUCAUUGUAAUUUCUCCAGCUGGCAAUGUUGAUCAAAAGACCCGUUUGGUUUUUGAUUUGGAGUUUGGAGAUAAUUGCCCUGUUUCAGCUUCUGUCUUUGAUUUUUUUAAACUUGUUUUCAGGGUUCCUAGUUUGUGAGAAGUUGAUCUUCAGAAUUAUUUUUACACUAUUUAUGACUUAUUUUCAUAAUGUAAAAAGUGUGUAAUUACUACAGUAUUAAUCCAAACAAUGAUAAUGAAUUGUAUUGUUAUAAAGCUUUAUCGAUGGUCAUGAAA